Macrosteles quadrilineatus (aster leafhopper) is the source of this 5261-nucleotide messenger RNA. Its product is annotated as hypoxia-inducible factor 1-alpha inhibitor-like. Gene Ontology annotation, molecular function: [protein]-asparagine 3-dioxygenase activity; ankyrin repeat binding; peptidyl-histidine dioxygenase activity. Gene Ontology annotation, biological process: peptidyl-aspartic acid hydroxylation; negative regulation of Notch signaling pathway. The record is from RefSeq and is a predicted model, not a curated record. The coding region runs from base 483 to 1439 and encodes 318 amino acids. The transcript has 6 exons. Gene Ontology annotation, cellular component: nucleus; cytoplasm. Lineage: Eukaryota; Metazoa; Arthropoda; Insecta; Hemiptera; Cicadellidae.
GCAGAGUUGUCCGUGGGUACAGAACGUCGAGUGUGUUGGUGUACUUGUAAAAGUAACAGGGUUUAGGUUAAUGGAGCUUUUGUUUUGAUUUGACGACGACGUUUUAUGUGAUUGGAAUAGGCCCUCCCGGUUCCCGGUAAAUGAGUGAUUUUGAUUUUAAAAAUAAAGUACAGUAUCAGUAGUAGUUGUCAUUGUUCAUCGUAACUUAUCCACACUUUUUAUGUUUAAUGCGUCCUGACGAGAUGAAAGGAAGAGCAUUACUCUUACGUGGGCAGGGUUGGAAUAUUGGGUUAGGUGUAGUAAUUAGUACCGUUGAAUAAUAAGCAACGAUUUUAGUUGGGUUGUUAAGUGAAUAUGGGCAGCAAAAAUAAAUAGAUUCCGAAUUUAAUGUGUGGAGCUACUCUUUUUCUUCAGCACUGUCAUUGACAUGGAAAGUCUUAACAAACACUUGGGAUCAAAGUCAAUUUCGUGAUUAUUACAACAUGAAUUUAGAACCCAUACCUAGGUUAUCUCACGAUGACCCCAAAGUCGAUGAGCUGAUUGCCCAAAAUAAACCUGUUGUCAUCACUGGAUCAGAAUUAGUGAAGAGUGCUCUAAAGUGGGAUCUUGACUACUUAGAAGAAAGUAUUGGAUCCAGCAGUUGCACAGUUAUUGUCUCACGUAACCACAAGUUCAAGUAUUUUGAUACAAAUAAAGUGUCUCCUCAAGUUUUAGCUGACUUCAAACCUGUAUCAAAAAGAGUUAACUUGAAAAUGUCAGAGUUUCACAGAAGAUUACAAGACUGGAGAGAAGGAGAUGAAUGGUUAUAUUUACAGCAAAUGCUAGACAACACAAUGGGACCUGAGAUUGUAAAGGAUUUUCUAGGGUUUCGUUGGGACUGGAUCAAUGAAAAGCAAAAGAAACAUGGAUGGGGUCCUCUAACGUAUAAUUUGCUCCUUAUUGGAAUGGAAGGAAAUGUGACACCCUGUCAUUAUGAUGAACAACAAAACAUGUUUGCUCAGAUCCGAGGACUCAAAAGGUUCAUCCUCUUUCCUCCAGAUCAGUUUGAAUGUUUUUAUCCAUAUCCUGUUUAUCAUCCGUAUGACAGACAAAGUCAGGUUGAUUUUGAUAAACCAGAUUUGACAAGAUUCCCCAAGUUUGCCGAGGUGAGUGGACAAGAAGCAGUUGUGGGUCCUGGGGACGUACUCUAUAUACCAAUAUAUUGGUGGCAUCACGUUGAGUGUCUCAGGCACAACGGCUACACUGUAUCAGUCAACUUCUGGUACAAGUUCAUCUUGCUGUUAACAGGCAGGACCAACGGGCCAGAUAGUAUACCCAUUGAAAGGAAAUCAGAAGGUAGCCAUAAUGAGGAAUGUGGAGAAAAUGCUUGUAGAAGCUCUUCACGACCCCAACGAGGUGGGGCCUCUGUUACGAGCCCUGGUGCAGGGACGGUACAGUGAUCCGUAGUCUGCUCUUGUCUAUAGUUUUCUCAACAGUUCCUAUUGUUUUCCUCUUGUGUCAGUAUUUUCCAAGAAAAAAGUCAGUGAUAAGGAUUUAUUAAUGUAGUAGUAUAAGUACAAAGGGUGUAAGUUAUCAGCAUUCCCAUGUACUAUAAGUAAGUUCGGUUAUACCAAAAUUCAGAGUAAUGUCCACUGAAACCAAAUUACUGUUUGUUUAAACAACUUUAAUAUAGAUUACAGGUAGUACAUAUCUGUUGGUUAUAAUAUAUGUAGGCAUCCCAUGUAAGGGAUCAGAUAAAGUUUGGCUUGGAUACAGAUUAUAUUUCUAGAGGUUUGUUUUGAGAUUCAUUUGACUAGAUGGGAUUUUUGCACUCAGUACACAAAUGUUAAUCUGUCCUAAUCACGGGGUACAAAAAUGUUCAUUUUAAGUUUGGUUUUGUGAUGUGUUUUUAAUUAGGACCUACAAUUUUAAAAUUUUCAUGAAUGUAAGUACCAAUGCCUAAGCCUUGUGGCUUAGAGAUAUGAUGGAUGUGUUUAACAUGUUUGCUGCGGGCUACUAUAAUUGUAGUACCUGAGCACUAGCCUUCCAUGCGGCCUACUAAAAAUGUAGCACUGCACUCCGCUCCCCUCACUAACAUUGCCUCGGUAAGCUUUAGUUUGGACUUUUUAAAACUGAAUGCACCAUUUCCAAACAGAACUUUAAUUUACUACGGUAUUUUAACAUACUUCACACACUUGAUGAUAAAUGUCUUUAAUUUUUAAGUAGGGAUCUCAGUAGGUUAUCUGUGUACAGGCUCUCCACAAAAAACCAGAAUUGACCUAAAAAUUAAAAAUGACAUAAAAAGUCGGUUUAUUGGUUAUUUUACAAACAUUUUGCCUAGUUGGUUGGGAGCAAAGCUAAUGAAAGAGGUUGCCUAAGUUGCAUGCAUGACGUCACCCGCCGAACCGGACAGUGCUGCUUUUAAUUCACUCAGCUGACACCUGUUAAAUAUUUUGUUCUCAUUGUUUGUUUUUGUGUCUGUGCGAUGGAGUAAACUUUUCUUGUUUAGUGUUAUACUUUAAGUCAAAUAAAGUGAUUGAAUGCCUUGUGAGUGAUGUUUUGGUACAUUCUGUAUCAAUAAUAGCCAAAUAAAAACUCAUGACAUGCUUAAAAUAUUUUAUCAUAGAUUCUCUAAUGUAAGGAUAAAGAACUAUGCAAACGAUGGGCCAACUGCUGCAAAAGAGUUGAGUAAAUAAUUUGAUCCUCGUAAUUCCGUGAUUAGUUUGACAAAUUUUACUGUUGAUGAUUACAAACAAGAUUUUAUAACUUAACUGUUUGAUUUAUAGUCCUAGAGAUGAGGGUUCUGUAGCUAAGUGUAUUUCCAUCUGUCAACCUUGUUUUCAAGCAAAGAGAUAAUUUAGCACAACUAAAUAAAGUACUUGAUACAUGUCAUUUUCAUUAAAACUUUCAUUUACUAUCUUAAAAUUUUGACAAGUUAUUCUUGUUGUUGAAACUUUAAACAUAGGUAGACAGAUAGAAAUGCACCUGGCUGAAGAAUCCUAUUUGGGCUAAAUUUAACAGUUCUGCUUUCAAAUCUCGUUCAUAAUUGUCAUCAGUAAAAUGUUCAGAACAAAUUAAGGAAUACGAGGAUUAAAUUAUUGAUCUGCCUUUUUGCAGCAGUAGGCCUGUUGCCCUGUUGUUUGCAUUGUUCUUCGUCCUUGGGAAACCAAUAAUAAACUAUUUUAGGUCUGUCACUAUGUAACUCUAAACACUAUGUUUACAUUUGACUAUUGACACUGCAACAGCACAUCGCUCACCAUGCAUUUCAACCAAGCUAGUUAAACCAAAAAUUAUAAACAGGAAAAGAAUAUAAGACAGAGCAAAAUAAAACAAGAAUGAAAAAUAAAACUGAAAAAGUAAAAUAAUAUAAAACGGAAGAAAAAAAACCAGAAAGAAAUUUACUCAUCCACACUGAACGUAUACAAAACAAACAACAAUAGCAUUGAAUUUGACAGUUGUCAGCUGUGUGAAUUAAAAGCAGCUCUGCCAGGUUGGCAGGUGAUCAGAAUCAGAAUCAUUUAUUUGUCAUUGGACAUUACAAAAAAUGCAUUGACAUGAUUUGGCGUCAUGCACGUCUUAGGCAACCUUUUUUUAUUAGCCUUGAGUUAGAAGGGGUGUGCGAUGCAUCGAAAUUCCGAUUCGAUUUGAUGAAUCAAAUCGCGAUUCGAUUCAGUAGUGAUCAAAAAACUAUUUGAUUUAUGAGGGAGUCAGUAUCCAUACAGGAAAAACGCCUGCUGAAAGUCAACACAAUACCCGCAAUACAGGGGCGCAUUGAUGUUGCGUUUCCUUUGUGAAGGCCUUAUUUAAUUAAUUCUUUACUUGUAAAUAUUGCUUUGUUUUAUAAUUUUUUGUUUUGACAUUGCAAAUGAUAAGAAUUUUUGUUAAGUGUAAGCAGUGUGGGACAUGUUUUACUACUGUAAUAGCCAAAGCAAGUCACUCUAAAAUCAUCCUAAAAAUAACACAGGUCUGAAAAAUUGUUACUUGAUACCUACUUAACUAGUAAUAAUUGAUGUUUCAGACUGAUAAAUUUUGUAUUUUAUUUUCUGCUAUGUAUUCCUUGUAGUUUUAGCGAAUUUCCCUAUAGGUAGCUAUUACCGUAGGUCUCAUGGUAAGACCUAAGCCCGGGACCUAUUUACUUUUUCAUUUUGAUGUCCCCAGAGGCCAAAAACACCAUUCGUUCAAUUUUUUAUACAUCUAUAUAUAGAGAUAUAUACAUAUAUAUAUAUAUGUGUCCAUCCGCACGAUAACAUGAGUAAUUUUUGUCCGAUUUUGAUAAAAUUUGAUUUGAAGGUGUAAGGCGGGAUAAACUUGAACGAGUUCGCGAACCAGCAUGAUCGGACUAUGGGAACGGGAGUUUACGGGGGGUUUUAUGGGGUAAAAAUAGGUUUUUCCAAUUUAUGACCCAAAAAACAUAAAAUUUAGCAAUUUCUUUCCAAACCAUUUUGUAGUGCUUAAAAAAACAAAUAAUUUAGUAUAUUGAAGUGUUACUAUGCGCCUAAUGGUUACGGAGAAAAUAAAAAAAAAUGUAAAUUUUAAAUUCUAAUGUUAUUCUUAUGGAGAACAAGUAAACUGUUGUAGUUUGCUUGUUUAUGAACAUAUUUUGAUCAAAUUUGGAAAAUGUUUUUAUUUAUUACUAACUAUUAACAUUUUACAAAAAAAGCAGUUUUACCCUCCCUGAUGCAGCAAACUUAAGUACCUGUUAAACUAAUUCUAUUUAAUUAGGAAAUAAAUGUAAAAUUUUUAAGUAGACAUUUUAGUGUAAAUCCAUUCAGGCAAAUGGAAAUUCGCUUAGUCUGCAGGUUUGCUGCGGCGGGGGUAUUUAGGUCUGAUUCUAUCCUCUCAUUUCAUCAUUUUGAACCAAUUGAAAGUUUCAGAUAUUGCAGUUAUACUCAAGCUUUGCGUUUGCAAGGGGGAGGACACAGUUUGAUAAAAUUUGCUUCUUUAAAUUUACGGUAUACUAUAUAUAGUAUUAGACAUCUAUCAUAGCCAUAAUGUUUUACCACUAACUUCACCUAAACAAUAGAUAAAAAUCAAUUAUCAAAAAUUCGCAAAAUAUCACAAAUUAUUCACAAAAUUAAAAACAUAAACAUAACUGUAUACAAUCCUACACUGUGACAGUUUUCAUCGCGUAUCGCAGUUUUUUGUUACUGCUUAGUUCAAAUUAGCUGUUGACAUAAAUGCAAAAAGAUAAUGGUGCUGCACCCUGUUGGUAAAUCUUUUAACUUGUUAAUGCUUUUGCAUAUCAUAGAACCAACUUUUUUAGUUGAAACAGCUGACUAAAU